This is a messenger RNA of Alternaria ethzedia, 330 nucleotides long. RefSeq lists its product as uncharacterized. The coding region runs from base 1 to 330 and encodes 109 amino acids. The transcript has 4 exons. The record is from RefSeq and is a predicted model, not a curated record. NCBI's taxonomy places the organism in Eukaryota, Fungi, Ascomycota, Dothideomycetes, Pleosporales, Pleosporaceae.
AUGCCGUCUCAAGGCCAAAUGACGUUCUACAACCCUGGUUUGGGCGCUUGCGGUCAUACUCACGGUGACAACGACGCUGUCAUGGCUGUUUCUCACGGACGCUGGGACGAGGUCAAAACUCCCAACCCCAACGACAACCCACUUUGUGGUAAACAGAUUCGAGCUCACCGUGUGGACGAGCGCACUGGCAAGGACGCCAGCGUCCUUGUCACCAUUGUCGACAAGUGCAUGGGAUGUGCUUACGACGACAUCGAUGUCAGCCCUUCCGCGUUCGACAAGUUGGCUGAUAAAGCCAAGGGAAGGGUCAACGUAGAGUGGUCCUGGGCCUGA